AUGAUAUUUGGCUGCACAGUCCUCCUGAUUCUGAAGUUCUGUGAUUUGGAUGCUUAUCGCUCAGUCCAAACUGUGGAUGAAGCCCUAGACACAAAACAAUCAGAAGAGGCAGAAAGGACUGCAGCGUUACAUGAACUGGUUAAGAAAACCCAAAGCUACAAUGCAACCACCACAAAGGUCGCUUUGGUAAUGUCAAAGACACGCUCAGAUGACUUGAGAUGGCUUCGUGAUUAUCUUCAAACACAUAUCGAUAACACUCCGUUUAUUUACACUAUGGACAAAAAGCCCGAGACAGAACUACUCGUCGCACACUCUUCUCGCGGCCGGGAAGCCUCGGCCUAUCUUUCGUUCAUUGUCGACCUAUACGACGAGCUUCCCGAGUACUCGAUUUUCCUCCAUGCCAACCCCGAACAGUGGCACAACGAUCUGUUUGGCCCCCACACAAGCAGCGUUUUGCAUAGCCUGCGCCGCGAAGCCGUGGAUGCGAUGGGAUAUUUGAACCUGCGCUGUACGAAUAACCCAGGCUGUCCGACUCAUGUCAAUCCCAACAAUCCCACGCAAGCAGACAUUGACAAGAAUGAUGCGCGUGCAAAUUUUCCAACUAUAUAUAAAGACAUAUUUGGGGAAGAUGCGCAAGUUCCGGAACACAUUGGGGGUAUCUGCUGUGCUCAGUUUGCGGUCAGCCGAGCACGCAUCUGGCAGCGACCCAAAAGUGAUUAUAUCCGUAUGCUAAACUGGGUGAAUGAAAAGAGUGUGCCGCUUGUUGAUGACUACGGUGUCGGGUGGGUGUUUGAAACUUUGUGGCAUGUGGUGUUCGGUAUGGAGGGGAUUCAUUGCCCUCUCUACGAGCAAUGCCGGUGCGAUAACUAUGGAUGGUGUGGGCCCUUACCAUCAGGCAAAACUCUCACGGCCAUUGCGGCAGUAUAA
Penicillium roqueforti is the source of this 927-nucleotide messenger RNA. RefSeq names its product DUF3431 domain-containing protein. The record is from RefSeq and is a predicted model, not a curated record. The transcript has 5 exons. NCBI's taxonomy places the organism in Eukaryota, Fungi, Ascomycota, Eurotiomycetes, Eurotiales, Aspergillaceae. Bases 1 to 927 code for a protein of 308 amino acids.